Orycteropus afer afer is the source of this 2932-nucleotide messenger RNA. The record is from RefSeq and is a predicted model, not a curated record. NCBI's taxonomy places the organism in Eukaryota, Metazoa, Chordata, Mammalia, Tubulidentata, Orycteropodidae.
GGAUAGAACCAGGGGCGGGCGGCCGGGUAUGGAGAGCGUCCCCGGGAGCUUGCACCCGCUAGAACACAAAGCGGGGGUUGAGCCUGCGCCGGGGACGGGUUCUCCGCAGGAAGGGCUACGGGAGACCAAGCUCGCUGCUGGGGAUGGUCCUGGGGUAUGUGCGGCGGAGAGCAGCGCCGGGAAUGGGCAGGGGGCGGCGGCCGCCGGGAGGAGUCUCCCGGACGUGGCUGCUCCCGCCACCUCAUCUCAGGUUCCUGGACCCUGCGGCUCCUUCCCCAGCUUGAACUUGCAGGAGGGCGAUUUUGAGAGUUCUGCAGCUGCGAAGGUUCCUCCGAGAGGGCAGUACAAGGUGACCGCCUCCCCGGAGACAUCUGAGGCCGGAGCAGGACAUGGGUUGGGUCCUACUGGAGACGCGGGACCUAGCUCGGAUCCUGCCGGCACCUGCCGGACUGAGCUGGCAGCUGCCAGCUCCGAGGAGCCCAGCAGCGCCGGCGGCCUCAGCAGCAGUUGCAGCGAUCCGAGCCCUCCUGGGGAAUCGCCGAGCCUGGACUCCCUGGAGUCGUUCUCUAACCUGCAUUCUUUCCCCAGUAGCUCAGAGUUCAAUAGUGAAGAGGGAGCGGAGAACAGGGUUCCCGAGGAGGAGGAGGAGGAAGAGGGCGCGGCAGUGUUGCCCAGAGCUGUCCCUCUGUGCGAGGAGGAGGAGGAGGAGGAGGCCGCUCAGGUGCUGGCAGCCUCCAAGGAACGCUUCCCGGGACAGUCUGUCUAUCACAUCAAAUGGAUUCAGUGGAAGGAAGAGAACACACCCAUCAUCACCCAGAAUGAAAAUGGACCCUGCCCUUUGCUGGCUAUCCUCAAUGUUUUGCUUCUGGCUUGGAAGGUGAAACUUCCACCAAUGAUGGAAAUCAUAACUGCUGAACAGCUGAUGGAAUAUUUAGGUGAUUACAUGCUUGAUGCAAAGCCAAAAGAAAUUUCAGAAAUUCAACGUUUAAACUAUGAGCAGAAUAUGAGUGAUGCUAUGGCAAUUUUGCACAAACUACAGACAGGUCUGGAUGUAAAUGUAAAAUUUACUGGUGUUCGAAUAUUUGAAUAUACACCAGAAUGCAUAGUAUUUGAUCUUCUUGAUAUUCCUCUGUACCAUGGAUGGUUAGUGGACCCUCAGAUUGAUGACAUUGUAAAAGCUGUUGGUAACUGCAGCUACAACCAACUGGUGGAGAAAAUCAUCUCUUAUAAGCAGUCAGACAACAGUGAGCUGGUUAGUGAAGGCUUUGUAGCUGAGCAGUUUCUAAAUAACACAGCCACUCAACUGACAUACCAUGGAUUAUGUGAACUAACUUCAACGGUUCAGGAAGGAGAACUUUGUGUGUUCUUUCGGAAUAAUCAUUUUAGCACCAUGACCAAAUACAAGGGUCAGCUGUAUUUGUUAGUAACAGACCAAGGGUUUCUUACUGAAGAAAAAGUUGUUUGGGAAAGCCUACACAAUGUAGAUGGUGAUGGAAAUUUCUGUGACUCAGAAUUUCAUCUGAGGCCUCCUUCAGAUCCUGAAACUGUGUAUAGAGGACAACAAGAUCAGAUAGAUCAGGACUAUCUUAUGGCUUUAUCUCUACAACAAGAACAGCAGAGCCAGGAGAUCAAUUGGGAACAAAUCCCAGAAGGAAUCAGUGAUUUGGAACUAGCAAAGAAACUCCAAGAAGAAGAGGACAGAAGGGCUUCUCAAUAUUACCAGGAACAGGAACAAGCAGCAGCAGCUGCUGCUCCUGCUUCUACACAGGCCCAGGGCCAGCCAGUACAAGCCUCCCCAUCAAGUGGAAGACAGUCUGGGAAUAGUGAACGUAAACGGAAGGAACCUCGAGAAAAAGAUAAAGAAAAGGAAAAAAAUAGCUGUGUCAUUUUGUAACAAGUGUUGGAUUCUGUUGGAACCACCUAUAUAUCUUGUGAAACAAAACCACAGGGAGAAAAAGGAAGAAAAACCGAUAAAUACCGUCUGUGCCUGAUUUCCCAAUGGAUUUUGUUUAUGUUUUUCCGGGGGAAGGUUGUUAUUUAGUUACAAUCAGACUUUUCCAAGUCACACUCUUUAUAAGCUGGAAUUUCAUGUUACAAGUUGGAAAUGCUGUGUGGUCAUUCAUGAAAUAUACUGUACUCGUAGCCAAAUAAGCAAAUCACAGCAAAUUUUGUGUCAUAGUGACAUUCAUAACUCAUUAUCAGUUAGUAAGCUAUUUUAUCUUCUGUUCUAAACAUGGAGGUAAUUGAUUUUGUCUGAUUCCUUCCUGAUAUCUAAAUAUUAGCACAAUAGUUUCUGAACUUAAUUUUUACAAUGUUAAAUUAUGAUCUAAUCUAUGAGAAACCAGGGGUUUAAUAUAGGAAUUUAAAAAGCAAAAAAUAAGACAAAAAAAAUAACAAGAAUAAAUAAUCUUUAAUUGUAUAUUGGACUAGUUCAGCCCUUGAACAGCUUUACCUUUCUUUAGGAAUGUACAUUUUAGAUAUUAUCUUGAGAAUUGAUAAUGGAACUUGGAUUUAAUUUAGAUAGAAAAAAUAGAGACUUGUAUUUCUUUCCAAUAGCAAAAGUUACAUAACACUAAUACUCAUAUCUUAACAAAAUCAGAUAUUAACAGCUUUAUAGUGUUGUGAAAUUUUGAGGAAUUUGGCAAUCUUAACUAUUCGGUAACUGGACCACAGUUACUAUUUAUUGACAGUGUGAUAAGUGUGUAGGGAGGAAACCACAGUGGAUGCUAGGCCUUGUAAAUACGGGGAAUGUGGAAAAGCAGAUGAUUGAGUAUCUGCCUUUUUCUAGAAUUACCUUGAACCUUAAAAUUUAAAUCAUGUUUAUUUGCUAGAAAAUCAAGUAUACUUAUUAAAAUCAAUUUAAAAAGCACAUUCUGAAAGGAAGUUAGACUGAGAAACUCUCUGAGUUUAGUGAAAAGGCAUUAAUAAAAUU